AUGUCCCGUUCCGGUACAAGCCUGAACAUUGCCCAGCAGUUGCGAAAGACCACUCAGCUGGCUGCGCUCGAAGAUGGUCUUAGAGGACUUGACAAGAAGCAGCCCGGAAAUAGCUAUACCUCAAAGGUCAAAAUCGGCCAGAAGUACAACAUCAUAGGUUUCAUCAGCAGCGGCACCUACGGUCGAGUGUACAAGGCCGUGGAGAAGAACCCGAAGGGUGAUCCCUCGAGUCCCGUAGGGACGUCACCGCCGAAAGAGCUCUAUGCGAUCAAGAAGUUCAAACCAGAGAAAGAGGGCGACAAUGUGCAGUACACCGGGCUGUCCCAAUCGGCCAUCCGUGAGAUGUCACUGUGCACUGAACUGACGCACCCGAAUCUGGUACAUCUGGCAGAAAUUAUACUGGAAGAUAAAUGUGUCUUUAUGGUCUUCGAAUACUGCGAGCAUGAUCUAUUGCAAAUCAUCCAUCACCACACGCAACCAACUAGGCGAGCGAUUCCUGCUACGAUGAUUAAGUCGAUCCUAUUCCAACUUCUCAAUGGCCUGUUCUACCUCCAUCAGAACUGGGUCAUCCAUCGUGACUUGAAACCAGCAAAUAUCAUGGUAACCAGCUCAGGCCAUGUGCGAAUCGGAGAUCUUGGUCUUGCUCGACUGUUCCACAAACCCCUGUCGUCACUGUACUCUGGUGACAAGGUUGUGGUGACUAUCUGGUACCGAAGCCCUGAUCUGCUCUUAGGCGCACGACACUACACUCCGUCCAUAGAUCUGUGGGCUGUGGGCUGCAUUUUUGCCGAAUUGCUCAGCCUGCGGCCAAUUUUCAAAGGUGAAGAAACUAAGAUGGACAGCAAGAAGACCGUGCCCUUUCAAAGAAAUCAGAUGGGCAAGAUUGUAGAGAUUCUGGGUAUGCCUCGCCGUGAGAACUGGAAAGGUUUGGUCGACAUGCCGGAAUACCCGCAAUUGCAGUCGCUGAUUGUCUCGCGUGGCGGCAUCCCCGGGGGUCUUUACCCGAGUUCCAACAGCAUGAAUCGUGGACUCGGUAACAAUGGCAGUGGUCUCGAAGCUUGGUACAACAACUGUCUGAAACAUGCCAGCUACCCUUCAGACAAGUCCCCAGGUCAGCGCGGCUUUCAACUCCUGUCUGAGUUGUUUGAGUACGAUCCGGAGCAACGGUUGACGGCUGAACAAGCUCUGCAUCACGAAUACUUCAGGAAUGCUGACGAAGGACUUCAUCACGGCAAGAUAUGGGUGAGCAACAAUUGUUUCGAGGGACUUAACGAGGUAUAUCCACACCGGAGAGUGAGCACAGAGACCAACGAUAUUGGCACAGGCAGUCUGCCUGGCACAAAAAGAGGAGGGUUACCGGACGAUUCGCUUCUUCCAGCUGCGAAGAGGAGGUAG
Messenger RNA from Cladophialophora yegresii CBS 114405, 1395 nucleotides. Its product is annotated as CMGC/CDK/CDK8 protein kinase. The coding region runs from base 1 to 1395 and encodes 464 amino acids. Gene Ontology annotation, biological process: protein phosphorylation. Gene Ontology annotation, cellular component: nucleus; mediator complex. NCBI's taxonomy places the organism in Eukaryota, Fungi, Ascomycota, Eurotiomycetes, Chaetothyriales, Herpotrichiellaceae. Gene Ontology annotation, molecular function: ATP binding; cyclin-dependent protein serine/threonine kinase activity; RNA polymerase II CTD heptapeptide repeat kinase activity. The transcript is spliced from 3 exons. The record is from RefSeq and is a predicted model, not a curated record.